CUCUACGACCAAGUUAUCACGACACCAGACACUUCGAGAAUUAAUGUGAAGAGUCUGGGUAAGCUGGAAGAGAUGAGGGAGAUUCCAUGAUCAUCUAUCAUUGAGGGGAGUUGAAUGUGACAUGUAGUCUAAUCACCCCCCGUUGAUGCCGAAUCUUUUCCGAUCACCACCAACAGACUGAUAGCGGAUCCGUCCCAUCUUCCACCGAGAGACCCCAGUCUCCCCGUCCACGGUCCUCGUCGAGAACGUCAUCCGAACCUCACAAGGGACGGGCCGCGAUUCUAUCAGUAACAUCGUCAGUCUCGGAUCACUUUGGUAUCCUUUGAUUAAAUAUACCCGAUUCAUCGGAAAUGGGAGGGCACCUGGUGACGGUUGCGACCUGCAGUCUGAACCAAUGGGUUCUAGAUUGGGAGGGAAACCUUCAACGCAUCGUUGAGAGUAUCCAUCUCGCCAAGAAGGCCGGUGCUAGACUUCGUGUCGGUCCUGAGCUAGAGAUAUGCGGUUACUCAAGUUUGGAUCACUUCCACGAGCUCGAUGUCUACACCCACAGUCUGGAGAUGCUCCGCAAGCUGUUGGAGGAUGAGAGCUGCCAUGACAUCCUCAUCGACGUCGGUCUGCCUAUCCUCCACCGGAACAUCCGAUAUAAUGCCCGGGCUAUUUUGCUGAACGGAAAGAUCCUCUUGAUCAGACCCAAGAUGUGGCUUGCCAACGAUGGAAACUACAGAGAGAUGAGACACUUCACCCCCUGGAUGCGUCCCAGAGAAACCGAACUGUUCCAUCUGCCCAAGAUCCUCCAGGAAAUCCAGGGCGAAACCCACGUUCUCUUCGGAGACGCUGUCAUUUCCACCCCCGAGACAGCUUUCGGUGCAGAGACCUGCGAAGAGCUCUUUACUCCCAAGGCUCCUCACAUCGACAUGGCUCUUGACGGCGUUGAGAUCAUCACCAACAGCAGUGGCUCUCACUUCACCCUGCAAAAGCUCGACGUUCGUCUCCAGCUUAUCAUGGAGGCAACUCGCAAGUCGGGCGGUGUUUACCUGUAUGCCAACCAACAAGGUUGUGAUGGUGAACGCCUCUACUUUGACGGCUGCGCCAUGAUCAUUGUCAACGGCAACAUCGUUGCUCAGGGCUCACAGUUCAGUCUCAACGACGUGGAGGUCGUUACUGCUACUGUCGAUCUGGAAGAAGUCAGAGCUUACAGGUCCUCCAUCUCGCGUGGCUUGCAGGCGGCUACCUCGAAUGCCAAGUACCAGAGGAUCCAGACCUCGUUCGAACUCAGCCCUGAGGAUGAAGAUACCGAUAUCUGGAAGAAGCCCACCCUUCCCAGGCCACCAAGGUAUCACUCAGUCGAGGAGGAGAUUGCCCUGUGCGGUGGUUGCUAUCUCUGGGAUUACCUCCGAAGGUCUGGCACAGCGGGUUACUUGGUGCCCCUGAGCGGAGGCAUCGACUCUUGCGCCACGGCUACUCUCGUAUUCUCCAUGUGCCGUAUCGUUAUUCAAGCCAUCGAAGACGGGAACCAGCAAGUCAUUGAUGAUGUCAGGUGUAUCUGCAAGUAUGGCAAGGAAGGCGAGCUUCCCAAGACGCCCCAAGAGCUUUGCAAUCAGGUCUUCACUACCAUCUACAUGGGCAUGAGCAAGCAGAGCUCUGCCGAGACUCGCGGACGUGCCAAGGAGCUUUCCGACGCUAUUGGCAGCUACCAUGUUAACCUCGACAUUGACGAUGUGUAUGAGGCUCAGAAGAAGCUUAUCGUCCAGACAACGAAUUUUGAGCCCAGGUUCAAGGUCCAUGGCGGCACAGUCCAAGAGAACUUGACGCUGCAGUGCUUGCAGGCUCGUAUCAGGAUGGUUACUGCCUAUGAAUUUGGUCAGAUCCUCCCGACUGCCCGUGGCAGGCCCGGUGGUGGCAGUCUUUUGGUUCUUGGAAGUGCCAAUGUUGGCGAGAGUCUUCGUGGUUACUUGACCAAGUAUGACUGCUCUAGUGCCGACAUUAACCCCAUCGGAUCGAUCGACAAGGCAGACUUGAAGCGCUUUAUUGCCUGGGCUGAGAAGAAGUUUGAUCUCCCUUGCCUCCACGGGUUCUUGACGGCUGUCCCUACUGCAGAGCUGGAGCCCAUCACCCAGGAAUAUGUCCAAAGCGACGAAGCCGACAUGGGAAUGACGUACGCCGAGCUCACAGUCUUUGGUCGUCUUCGAAAGCUGAACAAGCUUGGUCCCUAUGCCAUGUUCCAGCGUCUCGUCCACGACUGGAGCGCUGACCGUGAGAAGGUCGAGGGUGACGAGGCGCCUUUCUAUACCCCCAGACAGGUUGCCGAGAAGGUCAAGAGGUUUUUCCACUUUUAUGCCAUCAACAGGCACAAGAUGACCACCUUGACUCCCGCAUUGCAUUGCAAUGAUUACUCGCCGGAUGACAACAGAUUUGACCUUAGGCCGUUCUUGUAUCCCCCCUUCUGGAAGAGCUGGAGCUUCAAGAGGAUCGAUAUGGAGCUUGAGAGGAUCGAGAAGAAGAGGGAGGAGCGUGCGGGAAAGGGCAAGGAGACUGCUUAGUGUCGACAAAUACUCGACUAGAAUGUGUUCGGUAGUCUUCAAAUGAAAUUUAAGAAGCCAAAAAAAGAUUAUCGACGACUGGCUCGAACGCACCACCUCUCUCCAAGCAAGCAAGAGAGGAGAGGAGAGGAGCAAAAAACAACAACCGCCCGGUCAGAGCAUCGGUGAACCGUUUGAUUUCAUCUGUCGACUGGAGCGUUCCCAGAUACCAUAUAGGUAGACCGGCUACUAGAUGUGAAGACCCCUUUCCGUAUCUUAGCACACCGUUCCCGAUCCGGACAGGCAAUAGGUUUUUGAGUUUUGAGAACUCAAACGGUAGACCGUUGUGCCAUCUGACCAAGCGGUUGUUGUUGAAAUUAGGGACCAACCGGGUCCCUAAUAUGGUCAUUAGCGUUGAGGUUGAGAUCGGAUGAAGGAGCCGUAGGGAAGGUACGGCAGCUGCUGCGGGACUCGAAGGUCGAACGGUUCGGCUGGGGGAAGAACGCUGAAUCAUAUCUACUUCACACAUUUGGUCGUAUUCCAGCAUCAAGAUC
Messenger RNA from Neurospora crassa OR74A, 3073 nucleotides. Its product is annotated as glutamine-dependent NAD(+) synthetase. The transcript has 8 exons. Gene Ontology annotation, molecular function: ATP binding; glutaminase activity; NAD+ synthase (glutamine-hydrolyzing) activity. Gene Ontology annotation, cellular component: cytoplasm. The record is from RefSeq and is a predicted model, not a curated record. Bases 351 to 2540 code for a protein of 729 amino acids. Lineage: Eukaryota; Fungi; Ascomycota; Sordariomycetes; Sordariales; Sordariaceae. Gene Ontology annotation, biological process: NAD+ biosynthetic process.